AUGUACGCGCGUCGCGCCGGAGGCUGCUGCUGCUGCGGCGGCGCCGGCGGCGGCCACGAGGUGUGGGAGACGCGCUUGCCGCAGCUGUUGUUUCUUCUGCCGCCGGCCCGACAACGCAUCCUGGAGCGCACGGAAGCGGCGUGUGACCGUGCCACCAGCGUCGCUUCCGCUCGGACGUUUCCAAGGCGAGGACGACGAGCGCUGCCGCUUUCCAGCUUCAGUGAAAGUGUCGGGGUGUUCCGCGGGGGUCUAGUCUGACCUGCCCCUCACGGCUCAUCGGAGGUGUCACGGCGUAGCCGCGACCUCGCCCCGGACAGAGCGCGACGCGUCGUCGUCGUCGACAUGACCGCGGCUGCGUCUGAGGCGCGGCCUUGUCGCCCGCCUCACGUGUGUUAGCUCCGCGAGCGUGUUGUUGUCGUGCGUGCGCGUGUGUUGGAGUGUCGAUGAAUCUCGCGCGGACUGUUGCGAGUAGCGCGGCGGGCUAUCUACCGGAAGGAAAUUUGCAUAACUGACGCGCGCCUGACUAUUACCGCAUAAGGCAAUCGCUGUGCCGACCGAAGAAGACGACGAGGAGUUGCGACGACCGCGACCAUGCGCCGCUGCGCUGGUUUUGCAGCGCUUGACAAGGACGUGGUCGGCGCUGUGCCGAGGUAAAGGACGCUGUCGAUGAGUUUGCGCGGCUGCUCUUGAAAGCCGCGGCUGCGACCGGCAUGGCCGCGGUGCUGGAGCACAAGGACGUUGUUGGCGCUGCCGCUCGGCCCGUCGAGUCGAAGCCCCAGCUGUCGUCGUCGUCGUCCUGGUCUAGACGGAAUGGUGUCAGGAAGGCCGCGGCAGCGAUCUUCAGGUCUCUCAGCUUCUCGAUCCGGCAGCGCGAUAACGGCGGUAAUGCGCCGGACAGCGGCGACACCAGAAGGAUCCUUGCCUGUGAUCGUGGCAAGUCAAGGAUUCCGCAGCCGAAGCUAGUUCACUUCCCCAGCAAGAUGGAGGUGAGAACGGCUCCCGCGACUCCUACCUGUAGUCCCGCAAUGCCUCCCGUUUCCGACUACCGGAGUCACUUCAACAGUCCCUCAACGUCGGCCGGAGGCCCUGCCAGUUCCGCUUCUCCCUCAAUGCCGCCGGCCACGGGCGGUUAUCAAGGCUCUCAUCACUCCUCGUCAAACGGGACUUCCUCGUCGGCUUCCACCGAAUCCAUACCUACAAACCCCCACGCCGCAGCGGCGCCGACGAACGUGCUUUCACAUUCGCCGCAGAACGGCUUUCAUUCUUCGACUGCGACGCUAAACGGUAGCGUGAACGGGCACGGCAUCGCGAGUUACUCCCCAGCCGACGCGACGAACGGAUCUGCUCCGCACGUCAACGGGCGGCAGCAGCGGGUGACGCCGCGCAGCGACAGGCUUCCAUCACCAUCUUGAGUUCCAAGGGCACCGAGAGUCUCAAGGAGAUGGUGCAGUGUCCCAUCUGCCUGGACCGCCUGCACCGACCCAAGAUGCUUCCCUGUCAGCACACCUUUUGCUUCCUGUGCCUGCAGAACAGCGUGAUGUCGGCCGACGCUAGCCGGCUACGUUGCGCCAAGUGCCGAUCCGAGGUUCCCCUGCCCAAGGAAGGCAUCUCGGGUUUCCCGUCCAGCAUUCACCUGCAGAACAUCCUGGACCUGCUGGAGUCGGACUACGCCUCGAUGGACGAGCUGCUGCAGUGCUGCGGCUGCCAGACGGUCAGCGGCAGCAGCGUGUUCUGCGAGCACUGCAAGCUCUCCUACUGCUCGCUCUGCAUGGCCAGGCACGUGGAGGAGUUGGCCAAGCAGCUGGGACACAUCGCCGACCAGCUCGACGCGACCGUCGACAAGAUUACGCUGCGAUUCAAGAAGUUCGAGUCUAGCCAGAGCGACAUCCAGUCCAAGGUUCGCCUGGAGGCCGAGAAGCGUGUCCGAAAGAUCCGGGACUCGGAGGCACAGCUGCUGCUUCGCGUGGAGACCGCCAAGGCUGCCGAGGAGACGGGCCUCCACGAGGUGGUGCAGAAGGUGCGGGCAGCUGCCACCGGCGCGCGCCUGUUCUCGUCCAAAGGCUUCGACGCGGCGCAAGACCCCAACGAAAAGAUUCUGGCCUUCAUGAAGCUACACCGCGACGCCGGCGACGCACUGUCGGAAGUCACUGCAGUGGGCAACACGCAAUUGAGCUUCGACCCGGAGGCAUUCAGCGUCACGAUCGAGUGUCGGACGGAUGCCGUCGCCGAGGACGACGCUGAGCCUCCGGGAUCUCCGAGUGGCAGCCCGGAGACGACGCCCUACUCUGCUUCUUCGCCGGCGAACGCCCUCACCUCACCCGGCCCGCCGGCGCCCGACGCACCGAACCAAAGCAAGGCGGAGCUUCAAAGGGUAGCCGCGGAUGCCCAGUCUCGCCUGUACCGAUCCAAGUCGUUCCUGGCCCGCAUGAGGCUAGGCAACGGCCUGGUGCAGCGGCCGUCGGGCGCGGCCGUCUCCCCGUGGUCGUCGGAGAUCUUCGUCGUGUCCAUGGACAACCACAAGGUGCUCACCUUCGACUCGACGACGGGCCGGUUCCUGCGCUCUUUCGGCAGCCGGGGCCAGCAGGAGGGCGAGUUCCUGUGCCCGUUCGGCAUCGCGUUGUCGCCGAUCGACCAGGAGAUCCUCAUCACGGACAAGUGGAAGCACUGCAUCCACGUGUUCGACAGGGACGGCAACUUCCUGCGCCAGAUCGGCAUGAAGGGCCGCUCGGCGGGCCACUUCCGCAGCCCCGAGUCCAUAUGCGUGGACAACGCCGGGCGGAUCUACGUGUGCGACACGUGCAACCACAGGAUUCAGGUGCUGGACCACGACGGCAUCUUCCUGCGCGAGAUCGGCACGCACGCGCAGCCCGAGAACGCGUUCAACCGGUCUCGCAGCAUGUUCCAGGAGCCUACGGGCGUAGCGGUCAGCGCCGACGGCCAGCGCGUCGUGGUGUGCGACUUUGGCAGCCACCGGGUGCACGUCUUCUCGAGCGGCGGCGAGCACCUGCACACCUUCGGCCAGAAGGGCGCGCUCAAGGGCCACUUCAUGCACCCCGAGUGCGUGGCGGUGGACGGCCGGGGCUUCAUCCUAGUCGGCGACAGCGGCAACGGCCGCGUGCAGAUCUGCCGCCCGGACGGCCGCCACGUGCGCACCUUCGGCAACAAGGGCUCCAGCAGCGGACAGUUCAGCUGGAUAUCGGGCAUUGCCGUCACAGCGCAGAACGAAGUGGUCGUGUGCGAUUUCAAGAACCACUCGGUGCAGGUCUUCUGAAGACUAUAGGUCGCCCGGACAGGGGACCUGUCCCGGCUCCUCGUCGCAGUUCUGUUUUUGUUCCUGUCGCCUCGCGCGUCCAUUGCGCGCGAUAUUUUUUUCCAUCGUGCUGGUCAAUUAGCCACGUACGCAUGACAUAAGCGGCAUUAAGCGCACGCGCCGUGUACGCAUGAAAGAUGUGCUUGGCAUGUGCGAAUACACUGGUAUGCGUUUGCAUACCUGCAGAUCAGCGCCGUGUGUGCUGUUCGAGACCAUGGCCCGUAUUCACAAGGAGUUUUUACGGCAGAUAAGGUCGUGGUGGAAAAACAAAAUGGACCAAUAGCGGCAGCAAACAUAUGCUUAGCUGAGGCAGCCGACCAACCAGGAAAAGUUCUUACGAACAAAAAGCUUUGUGAAUUCGGCCUCAGUAGUGCGCAUGUGUUUCGGUUCAAAAGGUCGAGCUACGCAAAUGCGACACGUCUGCCAUUACGAAUGGCUACCCAAAUGCUUGUGAAAGCUUUCCUAUUCUUUGCCGGCGCUCAGCGUGUGGAUCAGAGCCGUCCACUUCACCCCUGACCCCAGAUGAACGCACGUAUGAUCGUACUGGCCAUCCCUAUGUUCACGUGACACCUGUGGCAUUAAACGAGCGCACUAAAACGUGCGCGGAAUCGCGGCCCACCACAUGCCGAACGCGUGUGUCAGCGCUAUCUAUACGCUUUCUUACAACAUGCUCUCCAAGGGGCUGAAUCAUGACUUAGAAACGCGCGCUCACGCGCAUAUGCCGAGAGAAAUAGUGCACCAAGGUAGCCGACGGCCGAAGUACUGCUUAGGAAGUUAGUUUCGAGUGUGCAGUUUGCCGAUUCGCUGUAUAACUUCUUAUUACCAAACAGCGCCACCAAGUGUCGGGCUCGGUGCAAUACGAUAUAAGCUUGGAUGAGCGCAUGCACGUUCCGACCUCCAGUGACAGCUAGCUUUGACCAUUUUAGGCAGUUGGGCUUCUUGGAGAAAUGAAAAUCCCGCAUGUUCUUAGCAGCUCUCUAAAUCCGAGUGGACGCUUCUCCGCUUUAGGAUAUUGUCACGGCUUUCCGUUUUCUGUGGUGCCAUUUUCGAUUGCUAUGUCCCACUUUCAUUUUUUGUGGUUUUGUUUUCCGUAGUUUUGUCAACGAGUCGCCGUUAGAACUGCUUCGGAAGCAGGGAAAAAAGAAUCUGAUGAUUGGAAUUAGUCUAAAGAUGAUCGCAAUGUGGGGGAGAUGAUCGGAAACAAAAUUCAGUACACUGAAUUUACAUGCUUCUAUUUUACAACUUUGUUGCGGCUGUCGGCUUUGUUAAAAAUUUCCGUCCAAGCCUGUGCUGAAAAAAAAUAAUAAAGAAGACAGGCACAGCACCAUCGAGCGUCUUGUAAAACUGUGCUGUUCCAGCUCCUUUUCUUGUUUUUGCGGAAAACACACUUGGCGUUUCCUUAGGUGUAAAAAUUAGCACAAUUACAGGAAUUCUCAGCCCGAAUUUUCUGCGCAAGGAUAUGAAAAAGAGUCACUUAGGAGACGAAAGUUGUCAUAGUGCCGAAAGUUAUUUCAAAGCUGUGUGGGUGAGAGGUCACAUAACCAAAGCAACCAGGCCUCCAACUAUUUAUUAAACUGCUGAAAUUUAAAUAACUAGUUGAUACAAGAAAAUAUACUGUCGCAUUGUAGUGACCUUGCUACCACCUGAGCAGUUUGACCGUUAAUAGAGCCUCAUUACGUCGUUUGAUUUAAUGACAGCAAUCCUGGGAUUGUAGCGUGGGCAGGCCAGUCUGGUUUCGCAAAAGAAUUUUUUCUCCAAUUGCAAUAACGUAGCUGAGAAAUGGAGCGUCUUGUAUGCAUUUAUUCAUAUACACGAGCUGUUAUUUCUACGUUUGUAAGCAUGGUACGUCGCCUAGGCCUCCAUAGGUAUAUUUUCUUCCUAAGUGUAAACACUCUUUGAAAAAUCCUAUAAAGAUACGAUCGCAAAAACGAAAAAAAAAAAAGCUGCAUCAAAGCUUCUUUGUACCGUCUCUAGCGCAACAUUUUAAGUGAUGGCACUCUAGUGGCUUUAAUGAGCGCGUUGCUUUCGAAGCGAUGGAUGGUCUAGAAGGCGGCACUCCGGCUUAAGUAGUCUCAUACGUCGCAAAAAAGCAGUGUCAGGCGUGCCCUUUCAACGACCUUCGAAAAGAGCGAUCACCAAACUCAAGGAUCAGUGAAGGUCCAGGAGCGCAAAACAAGUCCAUAAGCAAACGACAAUUGACUUGAAAUUAAAUGAAUAUCAGAGUAAGUUCGAGAAGUUAUAAGAUGAUGUUGGAUCGCAGUGUUCACAGUAGUCUCGUCGCGUGAUGUCGUUUGUUUUAAACUCUAUGGACACCUGAAAGACGUUAAGAGUGAUCAGCCUAAUGCGCUUUAAGGUGCACUUUUACUCGUUUGUCAGAGUCCAAAUUUGUAUUUCACAAAAGAAAGUCGGGCGAAGUCAUGCACAUGAGCUGCCACCAGGAUGUGGUGCCACCAUAGCAGAGUAACAGUCUUGGCGAUCAUCAAAAGUUGUCUGUGGCAGCGGCCUCUCGUUGAGAGAAUCGGACAGAGCUCGCCGAUUUCGACGUUCGCUGGCAUCAAUAGUCGUUGAAAGAACACGUGUGACACGCGUAUAGAAAUAGCUUGACGACGAUUUUUGGAUCAACGGAUCUCGCUGCAUUGUAUAUAGUGGCUGUGCGCGGAAGUGCCUUCUCUCGCUGCAAGACAUGGUUGGUAUCCCAUGAAGCUUCGAGUGUAGAUUCUUUGUGUGCAUUAAAUGUUGAUGUGAUGAGUGAGCUCCACUUCUCGUUGGAAACCUCUGCUGUGUGUUCUUGUAUGAAAAUAAAGCUGAGUUGUAGUUUUC
Dermacentor silvarum is the source of this 6130-nucleotide messenger RNA. Its product is annotated as RING finger protein nhl-1-like. Gene Ontology annotation, biological process: negative regulation of translation; proteasome-mediated ubiquitin-dependent protein catabolic process; protein polyubiquitination. NCBI's taxonomy places the organism in Eukaryota, Metazoa, Arthropoda, Arachnida, Ixodida, Ixodidae. The record is from RefSeq and is a predicted model, not a curated record. Gene Ontology annotation, molecular function: translation repressor activity; ubiquitin protein ligase activity; protein binding.